UCAGCACGUUGUCUCAACUUUUUUUUGUAGUCGAUUCAAUCAACACAUUAGUUAGUCAAAAGCCGUUUGUCUUUUUUUUUCAUUUGUUCGAGUAGCAACUCUAAUCGUCGUCAGAACUUUUUCAAUUUUUCGUUGUCGUUUGAUGGUGAUUUUUUCUCUCUCUCUCUCUCUCUCUCAUUUUGAUUUUAUCAACUCAUCGAAACCCGGAAAAGUUUACAAAUUGUUUCAUUCUAUCAGAACUUAUAUAUCAUGUUUACAAACAAUCGUCAAGUUAAUUAUCAACAAUCACCAAUAAUUUCCACCAAUGGUUACUCGUUAUUGUGAUUGUAAAGUGUUGAGUUAAAAACGUGAGAUAUUGUUACAUAAACAGCAAUUAAAGUGAUUUUAAUCAUCAAAUAAUUAAUCAGAUUAGGACGUAAUGUGUCAUUGACUUAAUUGUGAUUCUUAAUUCCUGCCAAAACAAAACCAACUACAAAUCAUCAUGAAAUUAUCAAAUUUAAUCUCUACUUUAAUCAUUACCUGUAUCCUCUCAUCAUCAUCAAUAAACUGCCAAUCAGCUUAUGUCCAUCCAGUGCUUCCCGUGGCCGCUGCCUUGGUCGCUGAAAGUUUCACAUCGGAAACCGCUUUGCCCACGGUAACGGUUCGAGGUUUCCUCAAUUUCCGUACCACCGUUGACGGAACGGUAAUUGUAUUCACACCCGCUUCUGCUGCAGCCACUGGUGGACCCUCGGAAAUAAGCUCAACCAGUCCACCCUCCAUUCAACCAAGUAAAAUCGCUGUCACCUCAAGUCCACCUCAAAUUGAUAUUAGGCCAACAUCAGCGAGCUCACGUUCAUUUGAAUCAAAGCCAACACCCGUACCUUUAUCACCCUCUUCAAAUGAUGGAUUAUCAAGUGAACCAGUUAAUUCUGGUGCUCAAUAUCCGACAGGAUUGGUAACAGUUCUGGGUGGAACUGUAAUUCUUAACGGAGCCACGACAAUCCAUGAGACUAAAGUAAUUGGAACUUAUAUCAAUGGUAAAUAUGCUCAAAUUUUAAAGAGCACAUCACAUAUUAAAAGUGCUUAUGAACCAGUACCAUCGUCAACUCGACCUGCAGAGAUAAAACCUUCGGCACCAAUAAGUAUCAUCCCAUCAGCUCGACCACGGCCAAGUCGAGAUUCACUUAAAUCUGAAUCAACAAGUGAAAAUGUUCGACGUGUAAGGCCAAUCAAAGUACUUGAAUCAUCCAAAAAAGAAGAAGAAUCCAAGGAAUCGGAAGGCGGAAAUAAUUCUGCAGAUCAAGCGAAAGAAAAAACGAAACUUCGUCGACCUACUCGAAUCGGAACAAGAUUAACCUACACUCCUCGUGAAAAUCCUCGAGUUCGUUUGAAUCGUUUUAAGGUCAAAGUUGCCGUUUCGUCAACAGCCUCACCAACUUCUAGGGAAAAAGUUGAAGAGGAAGCAGCAAAAGAGAUCAACCAACGGUUCCAAAAACGUCUUGGUAUCGGUCGAUCAGGUACUAAUCUAAAUAGUAGUUAUCGUCGAUCAAGAAAUGAAGAGAAACCCGUUACACCUUCACCCGCUUCCCGUGAGGAUGAAAUUCGUGAUGGAGACCCACAAACUCUUGGUUCUGAUCAUGGUAAUUCUGAGAGUUCACCAGGAUCAUAUGCACCUCCAUUAUUUGAACAAUCAGAUCCACUUAACGGACAAAUUGAACCUUCCGCUCCUUUGAAACAAGUUCAAACGGUUACUAGUGAGAUUACACAUCAUCUUAAUGGGUCACCAAUCAAGGUUGAUACCGUUACUUUAGUGACAACAGUUGAUGAACCAAUUCAUCCUUCAGCUCGAUUGUUACUCGCAGGUGGAGGUGGAUUAAUUGAACCAACUGAACCUCUUCCACUAAAUGGUAAUGAAGUUACUGGCGGUUUAGAGACACCGCCUAUUGUUUUAAGUCGCACUUACUCAUUGACAGAACAUGUUUCCCGAACGACAGUUGUACCCGUUUAUGAUGGAAACACUUCGGCAAAUCAUACGAUUACCGAAAGUUUUGUCAUUCGUAAAUUGAUCACCGCAUAUAAGACAAUGCCCUAUGGCGAUACCGCUCUAUUGGCUACCGCUUCCGCUGAGAUGGCCAAUGGAACCGCCAUACUUGAUGGACUGGAAACAUCUGAACAGAAUCUUGAACCUUCACUACUUGGAGGUUCAAUUGAAUUGACCACAUCACCCGAAGAUGGUGCACUGAUCAAUGGUAAACCAACUUCGGCUCUUUUAUCAGCCGCUGGUCUUCAGACUCUUGACCCAUCAACUGGUUUUGGUCACAAUGGUUUCAAUUCACCUUUAGGUCAAAAUCUUCCACCUUUCGAUCUUUCCAAUCCAUUGGUUGUCGGAGCUGCUCUUCGUAAUCCCGCUUUGGCCGCCAUGUACCUUGGACUACAAAAUUAUCACAAUCAACAAGGUAGUCCAGCUGAACAGCCACAAUUUGAGACAAUCACCCGACCAACUGAGGUGGUUCUUCACGAAACUGUUUACAACACAAAGGUACUAAGUUUCUAUGAUGGUCGUGCAACUCGAACUCGAACCAUCACCGAACCAGCAAGUACAAUCGAUAAAACAAUUACAACAAUCACAACCCAAGUUACACCUCGAUUAAAUACAGUUGACGUUUUAGCCGCUGCUCAAGCUCAACAAUUCCAACGACUUUUGGCCACCCAAUUACUUCAACCCAAUGCACCCUCACUUCGAGCAUCAAUUCAACCCAAUUUACCAGGUAAUCUCGGUGGAUUCCAAGGCUAUAACUUACAACAACCAAAUUUCAAUGGAAAUAAUUUCCUUGGCAAUCAAAUUCAAUCCCAGCAACAAUUACAACAAGCUCAAUCACAGAAUCAACAACAACAACAACAACAACAAUUAGCCAACAAUCUUAAUCAAUGCUUUGGUCGUUUCGGUCAACAACUUCAACCUGCAUCAACAGUGACCCAAACCUACACCACAGUUACCGAUGCCACCUCAACCCAAUCUAAAAUAUACACACUUAAAUACAACGCUUUCAGUACCAAAUAUCGGACAGUAACAUCAACGAGUGUCUAUCCAACAACAAUAACAACAACAACCACAGUGAUUGUCCAGCCGUCACUUGGUCCAGCAUUUAACCCAUUCUAUGGUUAAAUCAACAAUUAAGACUAUUUAAUCAGUUAAUCACUCAAUAGAUUGUCAAUCAAACCUUGGACAAUCUCAUCAUUUGUGUCAUUCAACACGAAUCAACUACAAUUAAUCAACAAAAGGCAGUUAAAUGUUGAAUUGUAAUCAGCUGAUUUUCGCCUCCUAACUAAUUGCUGAUUGGAAUCAAUGUUGUUAAUUUUAAUUUUUCAAUUCUUCCUUUUAAGAAACUGAUUUGUUAUAAUCAAUAAACUGUAAAUAACUUUUUUUGUUAA
Panonychus citri (citrus red mite) is the source of this 3411-nucleotide messenger RNA. RefSeq lists its product as uncharacterized. Lineage: Eukaryota; Metazoa; Arthropoda; Arachnida; Trombidiformes; Tetranychidae. The record is from RefSeq and is a predicted model, not a curated record.